This is a messenger RNA of Closterium sp. NIES-65, 456 nucleotides long. Lineage: Eukaryota; Viridiplantae; Streptophyta; Zygnematophyceae; Desmidiales; Closteriaceae. The record is from the annotation of a GenBank genome assembly.
AUGGCCGGGGCGGGGCCGGGGCCGUGCAAGGGCGGCGACGGGGUCGCUGCGGGUGGCGACGGGGCCGCUGCGCGCGGCGACGGCGCGGCCGAUGCGGGCGAGGACGGGGUCGUGCUGCACCCAUCAGAGUCCCCUCGGGCCAACCCUGCCACGCCGGGUGAUGAGGAGAGCGAGCGGCUGAAGCAUCUCAAUGAUUAUCAGACGAUGCUGCAUCCGCCAGAGUCCGCUCAGGGCACCCCUGCCACGCCCAGCGAAGUGGAGAGCAGGCGGCUGAAGCAUCUGAACGACCCGCAGACGCAAGACCAGGAGGAGCUCUUGAGGGUGAUAGUGAGCGAGCUGGGGUUUGACAGCAGCCGGCCGGUGGUGGCAUGUGUGACGUACAAGGCGCUGCUGCACUGGCGGUCAUUUGAGGCGGAGCGCACGAGCGUCUUCGACCGCAUCAUCCAGACCAUCUGA